This is a messenger RNA of Funneliformis mosseae, 140 nucleotides long. Lineage: Eukaryota; Fungi; Glomeromycota; Glomeromycetes; Glomerales; Glomeraceae. The record is from the annotation of a GenBank genome assembly.
AUUUAAGAGAUAUAAUUGUUGAUACUUUUGAUAUUACUGAUAGUGAUGAUAAUGAGACAAUUAGCAUUCAAGAUAAUAAUAGUGUUGAAGAAGAUUGGGAUCCUAAAAGAGAAGCUGAUUUGAUUUUAAAUAAAAAUUAA